Alosa alosa (allis shad) is the source of this 2711-nucleotide messenger RNA. It is a transcript of the gene gsna, whose product is annotated as gelsolin a. The record is from RefSeq and is a predicted model, not a curated record. The transcript is spliced from 17 exons. Lineage: Eukaryota; Metazoa; Chordata; Actinopteri; Clupeiformes; Clupeidae. Gene Ontology annotation, molecular function: phosphatidylinositol-4,5-bisphosphate binding; actin filament binding. Gene Ontology annotation, cellular component: cytoplasm; actin cytoskeleton. Bases 242 to 2458 code for a protein of 738 amino acids. Gene Ontology annotation, biological process: barbed-end actin filament capping; actin filament severing; actin polymerization or depolymerization.
AAGGCCGCUUCUGUGGGGGAGGAGUCCAGCCUGCUCGGAUCCCCCCGCAUAUUAUGUGCCCUCGCAGCGGCUGACUGUAGGCAGUGAGUCAGAGGGGUGUUGCCCAGGACUCAAAUACGCAGACGCCCAGCCCUAGCGACACUAUUUCUUUCUGCAGCUAAAUCUCUCCCAUUCCCCCGAAGUUUUUAGUUUUGUUGCGGCUCCUGCUCUCACACACUCGAAACAGCAAACGCGAGGAAGGAUGGUGCACCACCCCGAAUUUGAAGGUGCUGGUCAGCAGCCGGGUCUGCAGGUGUGGCGGGUGGAGAACUUCAAACUAGUGCCCGUCCCCGAGAACCUCCAUGGAGGGUUCUACACUGGCGACGCCUACGUCAUCCUCAACACCAUCAAGCAACGCUCAGGACAACUGCAAUACGACCUGCACUUUUGGCUGGGUGACCACUGCACGCAGGAUGAGAGUGGGUCAGCGGCCAUCUUUACCGUGCAGAUGGAUGACCAUCUCGGAGGGAAGCCCAUCCAGUACCGCGAGGUUCAGGGCCACGAGUCCAAGACCUUCCUGGGCUACUUCAAGAAGGGACUCACGUACAUGAAAGGAGGAGUGGCAUCUGGAUUCAAACACGUGGUCACCAACGAGGUUGUUGUGCAGCGUGUGCUCCAGGUCAAAGGUCGCCGCGUUGUCAGGGCCACAGAGGUGGCAGUCAGCUGGGACAGCUUCAACACUGGAGACUGCUUCAUCCUGGACCUGGGCAGUGAGAUUUACCAAUGGUGUGGUUCCAAAAGCAACCGCUUUGAGAAGCUAAAGGCCACUACGGUCGCCAAGGGCAUCCGAGACAAUGAGCGCAGUGGACGAGCACGAGUGUAUGUGUGUGAUGAGGGGAGCGAAAGGGAGAAGAUGAUUGAGGUUUUGGGGCCUAAGCCAGACUUGCCUGAGGGAGCCUCCGAUGACAUCAAAGCAGACGCGUCCAACAGGAAGCGCGCCAAGCUUUACAAGGUGUCCGACGCCACCGGGGACAUGGCCAUUGCUCUGGUGGCGGCUGAGAACCCGUUUUCCCAGAGCGCCCUGGAGUCCAGCGACUGCUUUAUCCUGGACCACGGCUCCGACGGCAAGAUCUUUGUCUGGAAAGGAAAGGAUGCCAACAUGGACGAGCGCAAGGCUGCUAUGAAGGCGGCGGACGAGUUCAUCAAGAAGAUGGGCUACCCCAAGCACACGCAGGUGCAGAUCCUGCCCGAGCACGGUGAGACGCCGCUCUUCAAGCAGUUCUUCAAGAACUGGCGCGACAUGGACCAGACCGAGGGCCUGGGCGUGGCCUACAUCUCCAACUCCAUCGCCAAGAUUGAGAAGGUGCUCUUCGAUGCCGCCACACUCCACGAGUCGCCCGCCAUGGCUGCGCAGCACGGGAUGAUCGACGACGGCAACGGAGAGAAGCAGAUCUGGCGUAUUGAGGGCUCCGACAAGGCUCCAGUUGACCCAUCUACCUAUGGGCAGUUCUAUGGAGGAGACAGCUACAUCAUCCUCUACAACUAUCGUCAUGGAGGACGUCAAGGACACAUCAUCUACAUUUGGCAGGGAAUGGACUCCUCCCAAGAUGAGAUUGGUGCAUCAGCGAUCUUGGGUGCCCAGCUUGAUGAUGAACUCGGAGGAGGACCUGUCCAGGUUGCUGGUGCCCAUCUUACCACACAGGUGCGUGUGGUCCAGGGCAAAGAGCCUGCCCACAUGAUGAGUCUGUUCGGGGGGCUGCCCAUGGUGGUGCACAAGGGGGGCACGUCCAGGGACGGAGGGCAGUCGGCCCCCGCAGACACGCGCCUCUUCCAGGUGCGCUCCAACUCGACUGGACACACGCGUGCUGUGGAGGUUGAUGCUGCAUCUUCCAACCUGAACUCGAACGACGCGUUCGUCCUGGUGACCCCGGGGGGAGCGUUCGUGUGGGUGGGCCAGGGGGCCAGCGACCCAGAGAAGCAGGGCGCCCAGCAGCUGUGUGGCAUCCUGGGGGUGUCUGCCUCCGAGCUGCCCGAGGGAGGAGAGAGUGAUGACUUCUGGGAGGCACUGGGAGGCAAAGCAGCGUAUCGCACCUCCACCCGUCUGAAGGACAAGAUGGACACCCACCCGCCCAGACUCUUCGCCUGUUCCAACAAGACAGGCAACUUCAUUAUUGAGGAGGUACCUGGCGAGUUGACACAGGACGAUCUGGCCACAGACGACGUCAUGAUCCUGGACACCUGGGAACAGGUGUUUGUAUGGAUCGGCAGCGAGGCCCAGGAAGAGGAGAAGACUGAGGCCAUGGCUUCCGCUUCUCGCUACAUCGAGACUGACCCUGCCAACCGCGACCGCCGGACGCCCAUUGUGAAGCUCAAGCAGGGCUUCGAGCCGCCCACGUUCACCGGCUGGUUCCUGGGCUGGGACCAUGACUACUGGACCAGCGACCCCCUGGAGCGUGCCAUGGCUGAACUUGAACUGUGAACUGUGACCUUUUAACCUUUAACCUUUUUCGCUCCACUGCCUUACCGCCCUGAGCUGAAGCCCCAGGCACUCCUGAAGGAAAACAAUAAUUAACUGCUCUCUCUGCAUGUAGCAGUUCCACACGUACAGUGGACAAUAGCCAUUUUUCUGCAUUUUUUAUUUAUGCUAGUUUGAGGCAUACUAGGUACACAGAGAAGACCUGAUCUCACCUGGUUUUUACACACACACACACACACACACACACACACACACA